AUCAACUACUCCUCACUUUGUGCCCACCCAUUGUCACCUUCAAUCUUUUAAAUUUCAAUGCUUACGUAUUUGUAUUGAUAUCUACUUUUCUUGUACACACACCCUAUUACGGAGAUUUACACACACUUAAAAUACACUGAAAUUGUAAUUUGAAGUCAUGAUUUUUAACUUGAAAAUCACAACUUCAAGUUACGAUUUCAAUAUAUUUCAAUUAUGGUUGUAAUAAACACUACCUUUCUUCUAAAUUCAUUUUCAAGUCAAAAUUGUUCAACUGCUUUAGUAUAAAAGAAACCGAAACCAAAGUAAACCAUAGUGAUUGAAGCAGUACUUGAAGCAAAGCUACCAUGGAAGCAGUACCUGAAGACAUAGUGAUUGUGGGGGCUGGAGUAGCUGGCCUAGCAACAUCAUUAGGACUUCACAGGUUGGGUAUUCGAAGCUUAGUAUUAGAAUCAUCGGAAAAUUUGAGAAGUGCAGGAUAUUGUUUGACAACAUUUACCAAUGCUUGGAAGGCGUUAGAUGCCUUAGGCGUUGGUGACUCUAUCCGGCAACAACAUGAAAGACUUCGCAGGCAGGUGACUAACUCAGCAAUUUCAGGACUUCAAACUUCGGAGUUGCCAUUUGAGAAGGCCAAAGCAAAACAUGGUGAGCAUGAAGUUCGCUGUGUGAAAAGGAAGUUUCUAUUGGAAGCCCUUGCAAAGGAACUCCCAACUGGCACCAUUAGGAUCUCCUCCAAGGUGGUCUGUAUUGAAGAAUCAGGCUUCUUCAAGCUGGUGCAUCUUGCUGAUGGAACAAUCCUUAAAACUAAGGUGUUGAUUGGGUGUGAUGGAGUGAACUCAGUGGUGGCAAACUGGCUGGGAUUCAAGAAAGCAGCUUUUGCAGGGAGAUUGGCCAUCAGGGGCUGUGCAGAAUUCGAGGGUGGUCAUGGGUUUGAGCCCAACUUCAUGCAGUUCUUUGGAAAAGGUGUUCGAUCUGGUGCCAUCCCUGUUAAUGAUAAUUCUGUUUAUUGGUAUGUCACUUGGACUCCCUCGAGCAAAGAGGAAGAGCUAGAACAGGACAGGGCUAAAGUAAAGCAAAUUGUGCUGAGUAAGCUAGGAAAAGUAACAGAGCAAGCAAGGGCUCUAAUAGAAAACUAUGAACUUGAUGGUUUCAUACCAUUGCCACUGAGAUUUAGACAUCCUUGGGAGCUACUAUGGGGAAAUAUCAGCAAAGGCAAUGUUUGUAUUGCUGGAGAUGCACUCCAUCCUGUGACCCCAGACAUUGGCCAAGGAGGGUGUUGUGCCUUGGAAGAUGCUGUUGUGUUAGCCAGGUGUCUUGGUGAGGUUUUAUUGAGAAAACCAAAAGAGAAAGGUGAAGAAGAAAAAGAGGAAUAUAAGAGGAUUGAGAUGGGGUUGAAGAAGUAUGCAAAAGAGAGAGCAUGGAGAAGUAUGAAGCUCAUCAGUGUGUCUUAUCUGGUUGGUUUUAUACAGGAGAGUCAUAGGAAUAUGAUGACCUUCUUGAGAGAUAAUGCAUUGGCUGGAUUCUUAGUAGGUUUCGCGUUGAAAAUGGCUGAUUUUGAUUGUGGGAAGCUUACCAUUUCUUAAAUGCAAUCUUAUAGAAUAUAGAUAUUGCUAUAUAUGCAUGAGCAUGAUGCUGUAGUAAAAUAUAAAGUUUUUCUUUUCAAUCUGAAUCCUGAAAAAAAUAAAUAAAUAAAUAAGAAAAUGCAAUAGUUGCAAUAAUUUAUUUCC
Messenger RNA from Quercus robur (English oak), 1724 nucleotides. RefSeq names its product monooxygenase 2-like. The record is from RefSeq and is a predicted model, not a curated record. The transcript is spliced from 6 exons. Lineage: Eukaryota; Viridiplantae; Streptophyta; Magnoliopsida; Fagales; Fagaceae. Gene Ontology annotation, molecular function: FAD binding. Bases 345 to 1580 code for a protein of 411 amino acids.